AUGAGCGCGCCGCCGCCCCCAGGUAAUCCACCUGCCAAUGCGCCGCCUCACCCAAAUGGCUCUUCGAGGAACAAGAAAGCCAAUCCUCUCCGGCCGAUGCGAAAGAAGCCUGCCAACCCCAUGGUUUCCAGAAGGCCAGCCCCCAGGCCUGCAGCGCCAUCUGGUUCAGGCACACAGAAUGGAGCAAAGCCAAACAUUGAAGAAAUUCGAAGACAGAAUGGAGGAUGGUCAGAGCCACCGCCGGCAGCAUACAGCGACAUUCCCAUUAUGACAACGAAAAAGGCUCUCCUUGAUGGUAUACGUUACCAUAUGAUGAAGUUCACUCAAUCGAAAGUGGGCGACAGAUCGAUAGACCCUGCCGACCAGGAUGAUUUCGCACGACCUGUAACAUUACACCGACGAGACGCUCGCCAACCACCUCCUGGAAGAGCUGUCAAGGUUGAAGCGCCUGAGGCACCACAGCCUGACGAGCAAGAAGCAGAGAGGAUGGCACAAGUCAAGGCGGAAAAAGAGGCCCAACGCGCAAUUGACCAGGCAAAGAUAGCACCUGUAGCUAAGGAUCCGAAUCCUAAACGACCAAAGAAACAGAAGGAAGAUAAAACCACUUUUAACAGAGCGCCCAAAACAGAGGCUGCUAAGAAGGAGUCCGAUAUCCGAUAUGAAGAGGCUCUUCCAUGGCAUCUUGAGGAUGCAGAUGGCAAGAAUGUAUGGGUUGGCAACUACGUCUCAGCGCUUUCCGAAUCGAAUGUAGCGUUCAUGAUCGACCAGUCAGUCUUUCGCAUGGUACCCUUGGAGAAGUGGUACAGGUUUACUUCAAAGCCCCCAUUCCAACCUUAUACAAUCGAUGAAGCCGAAGCUCUCAUGAACAGAAAGGUGACCGUCGCUCGGUGGGCUAUGAAGAACGCGGAGAGAAUUGCAGAGCAAGACGACAAGGAAGAAACUAGAAAAAUGUUCUACGGAGGUGGCCAAAUGAUCAAGACGGAAAGCGCCACGUUCAAGGCCGCUUCUCGGUCAGAGAAACUUGAUCAUGACGAUAUUGACUUCUCGGGUGACGAGUUUCAAGACGACGACGAGACACCUAUGUUUGAAAAGAACAAUGAUGACGAGGAUGCCAAAGAUGCCAAAGACCGUAUCCGACGCGAGCAGCUUGGUGCCAACUUGUUUGGAGAUGGUGACGAGCAAGAAGUUGACAAGGAGUUGAAAGAAAAACUCGACGAAGAAGAAUUGCGGCGGGAGCUUGGUAAAACCACCAAGAAAGCGCUCAUUAAGCGGGAUCAAGAGAAUAUCUACGAAAGUGAUGAUUCUGCAGAGAACCCCUGGAGCAGCUCGUCUGAAGAUAACUCAUCCGAUGAAGAAGAAGACGAGGAGAAGAAGGAAGAAGAGAAGAAGGAAGCUGGCAAGGAUGACAAGGCUCAAAGUGGCUCUGGUUCUAAGGGCACCAACACACCAUCAGGAAAGAAGCCCGAGAGCUCCAAGAAGGGCAAGUCACUCAAAAGAGCCGGCUCUCCAGCACUCUCGGAAUCUAGUGGAAACGAGUCUUCUCGAAAGAAGCUCAAGAAGAACGUCACAUCUGCUGCGGCUAGCAGGUCAGGUACUCCAUUGCCCCAAGGAGCAGCCGCACGCCGGGCUAUGGGUGCUGGAUCUGGUAGCGACGGUGAGGCCACUGCUGGCGAAAUGUCAGAUGGUACUAUGGGCAAGUCGAAGAAGUUGAAGCUGGUCAGCCACAGCGCUCGAGGCACUCCCUCGGCGUCUCGAGCUGGCAGCCCUAAUCCACAAGGUGCCGCUUCUCCUGGAUCCCCUGGAGGGUCGAUCGUCGAACCAUCCGAGAUUCUGGACAAAAUUCCUCCCGAGGGCAUCGCUAUUAGCGAACUCAUCAAAGCCUUUAACCAUCGCUUGGGCGACCGACCUGGCCAGAUGCCCAAGAGCGAAUGGAUUCAGUUGGUUAAGAGACUUUGCGACUAUGGAAACGACAAACGACUCCGUCGCAGAACUUGA
Messenger RNA from Fusarium poae, 1995 nucleotides. RefSeq lists its product as uncharacterized. Gene Ontology annotation, molecular function: RNA polymerase II general transcription initiation factor activity; TFIIF-class transcription factor complex binding; DNA binding. The coding region runs from base 1 to 1995 and encodes 664 amino acids. Gene Ontology annotation, cellular component: transcription factor TFIIF complex; nucleus. The record is from RefSeq and is a predicted model, not a curated record. Gene Ontology annotation, biological process: transcription initiation at RNA polymerase II promoter; positive regulation of transcription elongation by RNA polymerase II. The transcript has 3 exons. Lineage: Eukaryota; Fungi; Ascomycota; Sordariomycetes; Hypocreales; Nectriaceae.